Pelobates fuscus (common spadefoot toad) is the source of this 1445-nucleotide messenger RNA. It is a transcript of the gene PLPP5, whose product is annotated as phospholipid phosphatase 5. Gene Ontology annotation, molecular function: phosphatidate phosphatase activity. Lineage: Eukaryota; Metazoa; Chordata; Amphibia; Anura; Pelobatidae. The record is from RefSeq and is a predicted model, not a curated record. The transcript is spliced from 8 exons. Gene Ontology annotation, biological process: phospholipid dephosphorylation; phospholipid metabolic process. Bases 227 to 1027 code for a protein of 266 amino acids.
GCUGGUCAGCGUAAUGAGUGACGUAAGCGUCGUUUACAUGCUGUCAGGCUGGUUGUGAGAGAUCUCCAGCAUUCCAGCCAUGAUAAGAGCCAGCUGCACGGGGUUACUGCGUGGCAUUCCACGGGGCUUGCUCUGACUGUGCUCUAACACAGCAGGUCUCCAUCCUCUCUAUCAGCUAUCGUCAGUCUGUGACCAGCCACUAACAAGACCUGAGCAGUGAACUAGGAUGGACAAGCGUAUCGUAGAAGGCUUUGUGUCUGAAUUUGUUCUACGGCUGUUGCUCCUUGGAAUAUUCCUGAUAACAGAAAUGAUGCACCCCUUUCAUCGAGUGAUUCAACCAGAGGAAAUGUGGCUUUACAGAAACCCGUAUGUGGUAUCUGAUCGUGUCCCCACUAACAGCAUGUUUUUGAUCUCCUUUCUGACACCCCUUUCAGUGGUGAUUCUGGCACGUAUUUGCCGCCAAGCGGAUCAUACGGAUACACGAGAAGCCAGCCUUGCUGCCAGUCUCUCUCUCGCAUUAAAUGGCAUCUUCACCAAUACCAUAAAACUCAUCGUUGGGAGGCCUCGACCAGACUUCUUAUAUCGCUGUUUUCCAGACGGACAGGAAUCACCAGGUUUACACUGUACAGGUGACCCGGAGCUAAUAAUCGAAGGGAGGAAGAGUUUUCCAAGUGGACAUUCGUCAUUUGCGUUUGCGGGACUGGGAUUCACGUCUCUGUACAUUGCUGGAAAGCUUCAUUGUUUCUCUCCUUGUGGCCGUGGACACUCAUGGAGACUAUGCACAGUCCUGGCACCAUUGCUGUGUGCUAUAGCCAUUGCAUUGUCCCGUACCUGUGACUACAAACAUCACUGGCAAGAUGUGGUGAUUGGUGCAAUUAUUGGACUUUUAUUUGCCUGCCUUUGCUACAGACAGUAUUAUCCUCCUCUGACUGAUAGAGACUGUCACAAGCCAUACAGGCACAAAGGGCGGCUUUCGGGGGCACAGGAGAGGAAACUGAGCACUGCUGGAUAUGCCCUAGAUGUAUGAUAAUCUGGUUGAAAAGGGGUGAAAUCAGUCUGAAUGGACAAUAAAUAACUCUUAUGGACCACAACCAUUUCUUUUCUGCCAUAGUAUACAGCUGGCCUCUUGCAUUGAAGGGGUAACGCCACUUUCUUAGAAGGACAUAUGUAUAUAACCAUGUAAUUUUAAAUGAUUGUCGUGUUACACAUUUGUCACUUUUAUUUUUUAUUUUUUUAUAAAAUUGAAGGAUAUUCCUUUUUAAGGAACAGAUUCAGUGUUCAUUGCAAUUUGGAUUACUUUUAGUCUGAGAAUGUUUUGUAUUCUGUCCUUUACAAUAAAUGUACAUAAAUAUAGACUCGGCUAGUGCUGGGUUUGUUUACACCACAACUGUAUUUCAACCUAAAGCAGAGAAAAAAUAAAAAUGUUAAUGCUCCAUUUUGCAGCU